This is a messenger RNA of Hibiscus syriacus, 1055 nucleotides long. RefSeq names its product cell wall / vacuolar inhibitor of fructosidase 1-like. The coding region runs from base 168 to 1055 and encodes 295 amino acids. Lineage: Eukaryota; Viridiplantae; Streptophyta; Magnoliopsida; Malvales; Malvaceae. The record is from RefSeq and is a predicted model, not a curated record. Gene Ontology annotation, molecular function: enzyme inhibitor activity. Gene Ontology annotation, biological process: negative regulation of catalytic activity. The transcript is spliced from 3 exons.
GCUUCAAGGGCAAACCUUACUGAUAGCAUUUCAAUAGGAUGAAUGAUUUUGUCAAAAUAAUUUUGGUUAAUCACACUCCACUAUAAAACAACAAUUUUUAUGAGACCAAAACAUGCAUUCAAUAAUCAAUAAUUUUGUCCCUAUUCCCUAACCCAACUAUAUCAAAUAUGAAGAGGUUGAUGAUAAUAUUUGUGUUCCUUAUGUUUCUUCCGAUUAACGCCUUCCGUCCGACCCUUCUUCUAGGCAACCUGAACCUGAUAGAGAGAACUUGCAGGCAAACACCCUUCUAUGAUCUUUGCAUUUGGUCCCUCAAAUCGAGUCCUGAAAGCCGUGACGCCAACCUCAAGAAGCUAGCUCAAAUCAUGGUGGACUCACUCAAAACUCGAGCAACCGAAACACUCGAUCUCACCGACGAGCUACUCCACGACGGCCUUGCACUCGACCCUGCAAUGAAGAAGGCCUUGACAUCUUGCGCAGAGCGCUAUAACGUGAUCAUAAAAAGAGAUGUCCCUGAAAUCAACGAAGCUUUCAAAACGGGUAACUACAAAUUUGCAGAGAAAGGCGCCAAUGAUGCAGCUGUGGAGGCCAACUCUUGUGAGAUCGAGUUCCCUGCUAAAUCACCGUUAACUGAUAUGAACAAAGUGGUGCAUGACGUAUCUGUUGUCGCAGCUUCCAUUGUCAAAAUAAUACAAACUAAGUUUUCCAUAAUCACGCUGAUAGAUGGGGUGGAUCCUCUCCAAUCCAAUUUGAGUAGUGGCCAGGCCUCGCUAGCAGGACUUUUAGGAACAUCUAUGACCUCGGUUGGGUCUCAUCAUGUGGAUCAUUGGAUGAAGCCUUCGGUGCUAAUGCUAAAGAUUAAUAUUGAUGUAGCAUGUCCGAUCUUGGUCGGGAAUCUUGCGGUUGGUGUUAUUGUGCGAGAUCACCAAGGGUUGGUGGUGGCUGGCCCAUCUGAUGCGGGCAUAAUCGAGGCGGAGGCCAUCCUAUCUGGCAUUCGCAUGGCUGUGGAGUUGAAUCAUCCUAAUGUAUGUGCUGAGAGAAUGUUGUACGCCAAUUGA